Messenger RNA from Nicrophorus vespilloides, 739 nucleotides. Its product is annotated as putative mediator of RNA polymerase II transcription subunit 21. The coding region runs from base 371 to 739 and encodes 122 amino acids. Lineage: Eukaryota; Metazoa; Arthropoda; Insecta; Coleoptera; Silphidae. The record is from RefSeq and is a predicted model, not a curated record. The transcript has 2 exons.
CUGGAUCGGAUGCUGUGUGGCGGCGCAGACGACGGCCGGGGUCUGCUCUGAUCGUUGCUGCCGCCGCACACGCCAGUCUCGCGGCACCUCGCGACCGGGACGAUUUCGACAAAACACUCUACUCCUCUCGCUGCUCGUCGCUUAGCAACCAAACAGUCAUCAUCAUCAUCACCCUUAACAACAACAACAACAUUACCAACGGACGUAACAAAAAAGCAAAAAAAAAAAACAAAGAAACAAAAGAAUUCGAGAGAUGCUGUCGUUGUCGUUCUUCCACGAUUUUCGCGCUUCAAUUUUGAGCCACGUCCGACGCUCGAUGAUGUCCAACGAGGAGGAUUGAGUGAUAUGUUCGAAUCCUGUGGGAGCAACGAUGUUGCACUCGUCGGCGGUGGCCGUCGUACCGACCAAUAACCAUCAUCACCAUAGCAACAGUAACCAUCAGCAACAGCAUCAGCAGAUGAUGGUCGAGCAGCCGAGCUGGUCCAGCCAAUCUGCGAGUCCCUCACCACCGCUGCCGCCUCCGAUGGUCGCCGCCUCAGCCAGAUGGGCACGGGUCGAACAACAACAACAGCAGCAGCAACAACAUCAGCAUCUGCAGCAGCAGCAGCAAACACCCAGCUCAGAGACGACGUCUUGUCCUCAUUGCAGAGGUCGUCUGGCCUCGUUGCCAACGAGAACCACUUCGAUCAGCAGUUAUUCCGGCUGCAAAGGUAACACCACAACCAUCAUUAUCAAUUGA